UUUUAGAGUACCCCUGUAACCUUCUGUUUGAACUAAGUGAUUUGAAUGCUGGGAGUUAAGAAGUGUCCUGAGUAGUUGUGCUGAUGGGCGGUAUCCAGCAGCGCUUGUCGGCAGUUCAGAGUACAAGGGAUCUACCGAGUACUGGAGCUCUACAGAAGAAUGUGGCUUGAUACCAGAACCAUAUCUAACAAUCCAUUGAACUUCUCAUGAUAAGUAUACCUGAUCGAUCAGACACGGAAGUGCUGUGCCCAAGUACAAGCAUGUACUUAUGCUGAAUGCAGCUUAUGAGUUCAACAUGACAUCACAAGCUAUACACAUGACUCUCAGCAGCGAUGGAGAGCAACAGGGAGAUUUCUGAUUCUGAAUAGGUCCAAAUACCAAAUUAACUCUUACCACAUUACAAGCCAUGCUCUCACGAUCCUUGAAGCUCAGCAGAUCGCUGCCCCUGGCGCGCCCAGUGUUUCCAUGCACUGGCCGUCGCUUUUUUGCUCAGGUCUCCGACGUGAGAAUUCCCACUGAAGAUGACAAGCCCUUCGAAGUCCCAUUAUCAGAAGACAGCUUCGAAACAUAUCACCUCGACCCACCGCCGUACACUAUCGAAACGACGAAAAACCAACUUAAAAAGCUAUACUACGACAUGACAGUGAUAAGACGAAUGGAAAUAUCUGCCGACAGUUUAUACAAAGACAGGAAGAUCAGAGGAUUCUGCCACUUAUCAACAGGACAGGAAGGAGUGGCAGUCGGAAUCGAGCAUGGGAUUACCAGGGACGAUAAAUUGAUCACGGCGUAUCGGUCUCACGGCUUCACGUUGAUGCGCGGUGGCACCAUCAAGUCUAUUAUCGGUGAGCUUCUUGGGCGACAAGGUGGCAUAUCUUAUGGAAAAGGAGGCUCGAUGCAUAUGUUCUGCAAGAACUUCUUUGGAGGAAAUGGAAUUGUCGGAGCCAGUGUGCCUGUCGGUACUGGUAUUGCUUUUGCGCAGCAGUAUGAUGAAAAUCCGACUAUUACCUUCAAUCUUUUUGGAGAUGGGGCGGCAAACCAGGGCCAGGUGCACGAAUCAUAUAACAUGGCCAAGCUUUGGGAACUGCCCGUGAUUUUUGGAUGCGAGAACAACAAGUACGGCAUGGGAACGUCGGUUGAAAGAGCAUCAGCAAUGACCGAAUACUACAAGCGCGGACAAUACAUCCCCGGUCUCCGGAUCAACGCGAUGGAUGUACUAGCCGUCCUGGCAUCCACAAGAUUUGCCAAAGACUAUGUGCAAUCUGGCAAGGGACCGCUGGUAUACGAGUACCUCACUUACCGGUACGCGGGACAUUCAAUGUCCGAUCCAGGAAUCGCAUACAGAACCCGAGAGGAGCUGCAAGCGCAUCGAGCGAACGACCCAAUCAUCAACUUCCGAGAAAAACUGGUUGAGUGGGGUGUUCUUACCGAAGACGAAGCGAAGGCUGUUGACAAGGACGUCCGUGGAAUGAUUAACCAAGAGGUACAAGACGCUCUUAACAUGCCUGAUCCCCCGAACACCUUUGAUACGCUGUAUCAGGACAUCUAUGUCCGUGGUAGUGAGCCUCAACAGAGGCGCGGAAGAACCGUGGAUGAGACAUACUACCAGGGAUAGAACGAACCCUACGCCUCCCACGUAAUAUUGUGAACAAUUCAACGUCAUGAUGGCCAAAACCAUAACAAAGUAUUUCAGAGUAAAAUAAAACUAAAUCCGUAGUAUAAAUCAUCAAUAAACACGAUUUGGC
Aspergillus glaucus CBS 516.65 is the source of this 1742-nucleotide messenger RNA. RefSeq names its product putative pyruvate dehydrogenase E1 component alpha subunit. The transcript is spliced from 4 exons. The record is from RefSeq and is a predicted model, not a curated record. Gene Ontology annotation, biological process: pyruvate decarboxylation to acetyl-CoA. Gene Ontology annotation, molecular function: pyruvate dehydrogenase (acetyl-transferring) activity. The coding region runs from base 407 to 1612 and encodes 401 amino acids. NCBI's taxonomy places the organism in Eukaryota, Fungi, Ascomycota, Eurotiomycetes, Eurotiales, Aspergillaceae. Gene Ontology annotation, cellular component: intracellular membrane-bounded organelle.